Molecule: messenger RNA, 1266 nt
Organism: Lepisosteus oculatus (spotted gar)
Lineage: Eukaryota; Metazoa; Chordata; Actinopteri; Semionotiformes; Lepisosteidae
Source: RefSeq, a predicted model, not a curated record
ACACGCGAUUUCACCAGUUUUCAACCCGGGGACUUACAAUACCGUUCGCGAUUUAACUACAGUACCUGGGGAAGGCAGUUUUAAACGGCGAAUUAAUUUCGCCCACAUUCUUCUCGAAACUUAAACUGUAACUGCACAGACACAGGUUGCACCGGGAACCACUAAGAAGCAGACGCUAUGCAGCAAGCAGUGGCCAGACCCCAGCGCCCCCAGCCAAGUGACGUAGAGUCGGCUCGGGGUGUGAACCGGCUGUGGGGGUACCUGCAGGAGACUGGACUGCAGAGUGGCAUGGAGGCCCUGUGUGCGGAGGUGCUGCGCCGGCCCCAGCCUCCCUUCAACCCCUACCCUGUGUUCAUGCAGUGGGCUCGGUGGCAGGCAGAGAGGAUCAGGCUGUCUCAGUCAGACACGGAGAAGAAAUUCAGGGAAGAUGUCACCUUUCCCACAACCCUCACUGCUGUUCGAUAUAUUGCAGGGGCUAAAGGCUGCUCCCAUGUCUGGGGACUUCCCAGCAUCCUCCGCUGUGUUGACCCAGAGAAAAGCAAGCACUUUAAUUGGCUGAUUGAUGAUGUGACCCCUUCGCUUUCAACCCUGAGUCACAGCAGCCCAUACACAAUUUAUGUAAUUGCCGGCCCAGAUGCCCAGCGCGCCCGUGUCCUCUACGCGAGCUGUGUCCGCCGAGAUGUCAUCAGGACAAGCCAGAAUGGCCGCCAUCGUCUGCUCAGGUCAGAGGUCAUCCUGCUGAGAAAAGUGGUGGGCAAAGAGGAGGUUGCUUCCCAAGGAUCAGAGUUUGAGGCUUUCGUGGAGAGGUCACUGGACACCCGCCUCCCAGUGAAGGUGGAGUGUGUGUGGAGAGAGGACCCGGUGGGCAGUUCUCGCCAGGGGGGCACUAAGGCCUACACCCUGAUUGCCAUCCAGACUGCUGACAGCUUCGGGGAGGAGAGGGUGCUGGACUUCUCCGACUGCCCCCUGGUGCACCUCUCCUCCAGCCUGUUUCCACAUCAAGCCCACGCUGAGGCCUACACUCGCGUGUUCCUGCCCAGAGGACCACACCCCCCAGGCCCACUCACAGGGGGCAGUGCAGGUACCCAGGGUGUGUUCGCUCCAGUGCGGGACUGUCUGAUCAGGAGGCUUGCUGCCCUGCGUCUGCCGCAGGAUGCCCUGCCUGCGGCCCACCUCUGCGUGCUGCUUCUCCUGCUGCCGGAGACGGCUGAGCCUGGGCCAGCGAGAGGCCAGGCACAGGACGCCCCUUUGGAGGGGCUCGGGUGA